This is a messenger RNA of Talaromyces proteolyticus, 1749 nucleotides long. Its product is annotated as putative 4-coumarate-CoA ligase. The record is from RefSeq and is a predicted model, not a curated record. The transcript is spliced from 2 exons. The coding region runs from base 1 to 1749 and encodes 582 amino acids. Gene Ontology annotation, biological process: secondary metabolic process. Gene Ontology annotation, molecular function: CoA-ligase activity. NCBI's taxonomy places the organism in Eukaryota, Fungi, Ascomycota, Eurotiomycetes, Eurotiales, Trichocomaceae.
AUGGUUGUUAAAUCCCGAUAUACAAUCGAUAUACCACAAUGCAGUCUCCCAACCCUCAUUUUUGGAUCCCCGCGUGAGCCGCUACCAAACGACAAGCCCAGUCUGAUAGAUCAUCUCAAGCCCGAAACCAGAUUUCUAACUCUCCACACAUACCGACUAUGGUCUCAACGUUUCGCGGCUGGCCUACGUGCUGAAGGUCUAAAAAAGGGAGAUCGGGUUGUCGUGUUUAGUACAAACCACUUAUUCUAUCCAAUUCUUUUCUCGGGUGUGAUCAUGGCUGGCGGUAUUUUUAGUGGCUGCAACCCGACAUAUUCAUCGCAGGAAUUGGCACAUCAGAUACGAGACAGCGAACCGACUUUUAUAUUCAGUCAAGGUGGCACUGCGCUACAAACCUGUCUGGAGGCGACCAAAAUUGUCGGACGCGGACUUGAGAAGCGUACAUUUGUCGCUGAUGAUCGUAUUUUUGACUCGUUAAAUCAAGUCGGCGAACAGGGCCGUCCGUACUGGAGUACAUUCUUCGUGUCCGAAGCCGAGGGCCAACAAUUCGUAUGGGAUCCAUUAACAGGUCCCAACGAAGCCAAAAAUACCAUUCUAGCUCUGAAUUACUCCUCGGGCACCACCGGUCUGAGCAAAGGUGUUGAAAUCACUCAUAGGAAUUAUGUCUCGAACGUCAAGCAGUACAUCCACACAAUUACCUUAGACCCGGUUCUCGAUGCAGAACGUAAACGCACAGACACGCAUCUCUGUUUCUUGCCUCUAUACCAUGCCAUGGGGCAGAUGCUGAACUUAGGCGUUGCCAUGUUCCGGCGUUCCCCCGUCUAUAUCAUGGAGAAAUUCGAUUUCUUGACCGUGCUGCAGAAUGUUGAAAAAUUCCGUAUAACGGAUCUCAUUGUCGUUCCACCUGUUGUAGUUAUGUUGGCAAAACACCCCGAAACGAAGAAUUUUGAUCUCAGUUCUAUUCAGCGCGUCGGAUCAGGUGCGGCUCCAUUGAGUCGUGAAGUUUCCGAGGAAACUGAAAAUUUGUGGCCGAAGGGAGUUAUUAAUAUUAAGCAGGGAUGGGGAAUGACUGAAGUGACAUGCUCAUUGCUAGGCUGGGAACCCGAUAAAAUAAGCACGAGCCACAGUGUAGGCUGGCCGAAUGCGAAUUCCGAGGCGAAAAUCAUGUCUUUGCCCGACGAAACAGCCGAUUCCAAUGAUUUUAGUACUCUCAAAGAGCUCGGUCCUAAUCAAUCCGGCGAACUUUGGGUAAGAGGUCCACAAGUCAUGAAGGGUUAUUGGAGGAACCCCAAGGCCACAGCAGAAACCCUGACACCAGAUGGAUGGCUGCGUACAGGCGACAUCGCGUAUUACGAUGAAGAAGAAAAGUUUUUCAUUUCUGGAAGACUAAAGGAACUUAUCAAGGUCAAGGGGUUGCAAGUUGCGCCAGCAGAGUUGGACGGAGUCUGUCUUGAAAGCGAGGGGGUCGCAGAUGCAGCUGUAGUUGGUGUGACGAUAGGCAACCAGGAGCAUCCUCGUGCAUAUAUUGUAUUACAACACGGCGUUCCGGCGACCAAGAACACUGCUGAGCGAAUAGCACAUCAAGUCAAUGCAAAGUUAUCGCAGCACAAACGAAUAACGGGGGGCAUAGUGUUUGCUGAUUCUCUGCCGAAGAACCCAAGUGGAAAGAUUUUGAGGCGCCUGUUGAGAGAUCAGGCCCAGAAGGAAGUACAGGCGGAGCAGACUAAUAAGAAAGUCAAAGCUUCAUUAUGA